AUGACCAAUGCUCUAAGAGUGAGGAUGAAAGUUCAAAUCAUAUCAAGAAAGUUGAUAAAACCAGCAACUCCAACUCCACCUCACCUUAAGAGUUUCAAAUCAUCAUCCAUAGACCAGCUUGCCCCUGAAGCAUAUGUGCCAUUUAUUGUUUACUACGAUGCCAAUGGGGACAAAAAUGAAAAUGAUGGAAGGAGGAAGCGUUUGCAGAAAUCACUUUCAGAAAUCUUAACCCUCUAUUACCCUUUGGCUGGUAGAUAUAUCAAAGAUAAGCAACUAGUUGACUGUAAUGAUGAGGGGGUGGAAUACUUGGAAGCCCAAGUAAGUGGCAAGCUUGCUCAACUUCUCCAAGGAGAACUCAAACCCGAGCUGUUGAAUCCUCUUGUUCCGAAUGCAAUGCCAUCUGCAACUACUCCUUUAGCAUUUGUUCAAGUCAACAUGUUUGAUUGCAGUGGCCUAGCCAUUGUGCUGCUCUUUGCGCAUUUCAUAGCCGAUGGGAUUUCAGCGACUACGUUUUUCAAUGCAUGGGCUACAUCAUGCAAAUCAGCACGGAUCAAUGAAGUGAUUCACCCAAGAUUCGACCUGGCUUCUUUCUUCCCACCAAAAGAGAAUGUUGUACCUGCAAAGCCCCCUAAGAAUAAUCCUGGAGCUCCAAUCAUCACGAGAAGGUUUGUGUUCAAUGGUGCUGCAAUAACAAGCCUAAAAGCCAUUGCCAAAGGUAGUGCUUGUGAUUCUGAUCAAUUAUUAACAAAACGCAAACCUUCACGGGUAAUGGUAGUGACAGCAUUAAUAUGGAAGGCUCUCAUUGCUGUGGCACAAGCUAAACAUGGGCACUUAAGGGCCUCUAUUUUGUGUCAUUCAUUGAACCUGCGCAGAAGGACAGCUCUGCCAAUACCAGAUAACUCUUUUGGAAAUUUCUACAUGGUGGCCAAUGCUCGGUUUGGUGGAGAUAGAGAAAGCGAUGUGGAGUUGCAUGAAUUGGUGGGUUCACUUCAUGAUUCAAUAAGGAAUGUGCUUGAUGACUGUAAGAAACCACAAAAUGGGGAUGAUUUGAUUUCCAUGAUGACUAACUCCUUGAGAGUGGUUGAUGAAGAACUUGAAAGAGGUGAGACCGAUAUAUUUAUGUUCACUAGCUGGUGCCGAUUCUGUGUGUAUGAAGCGGAUUUUGGUUGGGGAAAGCCUACUUGGUUGAGCAGUAUAGCCGUUCCUAUGGAAAUGGUUGGUCUGCAUGACACCAAAGAUGGUGAUGGAAUUGAGGCAUGGAUGAGUUUGCACGAAAAUGCUAUGCUUCUAUUUCAGAAUUAUCCACAGAUUAAAGCCUUUACCUCCCAAAUCUAG
Messenger RNA from Quercus robur (English oak), 1335 nucleotides. Its product is annotated as acetyl-CoA-benzylalcohol acetyltransferase-like. NCBI's taxonomy places the organism in Eukaryota, Viridiplantae, Streptophyta, Magnoliopsida, Fagales, Fagaceae. The coding region runs from base 1 to 1335 and encodes 444 amino acids. The record is from RefSeq and is a predicted model, not a curated record. The transcript is spliced from 2 exons.